AUGCGCACCGGGUUCUUUGCCAUCCUUUUCGCCUCGGCUGCUGUUUUGGUGUCCGCUGCUCCGUUCCCUCUGUUGCAAGGUGCUGCCGCACACGCACAUCACCAAGCCCAGGCAGACCACCACCUACAGCAAGCAGAAACCCACCUGAACCACGCAGAGACACACAGCAAUCAUGCCAAUACGGCAACAGCAAAUGGUAACCAUCAAGCCGCUGCGCAUCACACAGCCCAAUAUAAUCACCAUAUGCAGCAAUUUGAUCAUCACACUGCUGAACACGAGCGUCACCAAGCCCUGGCCGACCAUCAUGCCCAGUUUGUUCACCACCGGAGCAUAGACGAGUUGGAUUAG
Molecule: messenger RNA, 348 nt
Organism: Serendipita indica DSM 11827
Lineage: Eukaryota; Fungi; Basidiomycota; Agaricomycetes; Sebacinales; Serendipitaceae
Source: the annotation of a GenBank genome assembly